This is a messenger RNA of Drosophila teissieri, 4261 nucleotides long. RefSeq names its product hormone receptor 4. The record is from RefSeq and is a predicted model, not a curated record. NCBI's taxonomy places the organism in Eukaryota, Metazoa, Arthropoda, Insecta, Diptera, Drosophilidae. The transcript is spliced from 4 exons. The coding region runs from base 877 to 3489 and encodes 870 amino acids.
CCAAACGGACGCAUGCGCGGCGCUCGAGAGACUUUCCGAGGUUUUCCUGAAUAAACUCACUACGUGUUUCUGGUCGUGAAAGUAUCUUUUUCAGUUAGGCAGUGCACUCUGCAGUGGCCCCACCCUUCCCCCCUUCUAUCACUCAAGCCUCGAAAAGGAGCCUUUUCGCAGUCGAAAACAGAAGCACGAGCAACACAGCUGAAAACCUAUUUAAGGACCGUUCCAAAACAUCAAGGAUACACUUCAAAGACCUCUUUCGACCAAGUCAGUUAAAUACAGAGUUUUCAGAGUGUGUGUGUGUGUGUUUGCGUGUACGUGUGCCAGUGCGUGUUACAAGUGUGUGCCUUAAUCCAUUAAAUAUAAUUAAGCCCGAAUCAAAACAAAAUAUAUUAAGUCCGCGAAACGAACAAACACAAAUUCAAAUACAAAUACAAAUACUUUUCAAAGAGCCAUAAACAAAUCGCAGUCUGCGAAAUCCGUUCAAAGCUCGCGCCAAUAUUGCUCCAAUUUGAGAAAACGGCUUAGCAACAAUUGCAUUGAACAGUCGAACAGUAAAACAGUCGAACACAACAACUGAAGCCCAAAACAGCAACAACCACCCGUAAAUAUAGAAAGCUUAACAAUCAAAUCCAACAACAACGACAACGAGGGAUUAGAGCCACUAACAACUAUAAAUGUGGUGGGUGCAUUAUUGCCAUUAACCAAAUCCCGAGCGACAGUGGCCAGCAUGAUCGCAGUGCAGCUGGUGGUCAAAGGAGGCCCAAUGAUUCACUGAGGAGCCGAAGCAAAGCGAUCCCCAUUGAGCAGCGAGAACAAAAGAAGCAUUAACUGGAAGCUUGAUUAACUGGUGGACAGGUGGACUCAAUCGACAGCGGAAUGGCACACUUUUGCUGGCUCCUUAAAUUCGGUUUCUUGCUGCUGAUGCUGUCCGGCUGCCGGACGCGCCCAGCUCCCUUUCCAAGUGGCAGGCAGAGUGAGCUCAUCGCGGGCAACGAGUUCCUCAAGCUGUUCCUCGACCAUGACGACCAGCAGCGAAGCCUCCACAGCGGCGAACAGGAUUUCGAGGGCAGGGCAGAGUCAGCAUCAGCAUCCCCAUCGGCAACCCACCACAGAGCAGCCACCGGAAGAAGCCUGGAUCUCAGCAGGAACCGCUAUAGGAACUCCCUGACAUCUGGACACUCCCACACCGAGGAGCCGUCCGACUCCAAGCAGGUGGCGAAGCUGGUGACCUCAGGCAGUAAGAUUGUGUUCCUCGAAGAUGCCCCAAGUAAAGGGAAAGGCAAGUCCAGUGACGAGGUCAAAGUGGUGGCCGUUAGUGUGAGCUCCUCCAGCAAGCGAGGUCCUUCGAGGAGCAGUGCCUCUGGCAUGACUGGCACGGGCUCGGACUUUGUGAACCGCUCGCAUAAAAGCGAGCUUUCGAUUGAGGAAACAGAGCCCAGAUUGGCUGCCGAUUCCAUGGACAGCGAGGUGGAUUCCCUGAACAGUGCCUCCAACAUACAGAGUGUACUGGCUGCCCCUCUACUGGCAGCUUCCUCAUCGCAUUCCUUUUUAAAGAACCAAAGCCAGGUGACUGAAGAGGAAGCCGGUGUGGGAACCGCAGCUGGAGCGGGUUUACCCUUUCAAACGGUGAUCUACCAUGACACCAAACAGGGCAGAGGACCUCAGUCCAGGUCGAUAUCCUACAGUUCCAUCUCCCAGAACGUGGAUGAUUUGCAAACCUGGCAGCAGUCGAGAAGUGGCAUUUUGGCAGAGGCCCAGAGGAAUGUAAGUGAGAGCCUGAAACAUGCCCACUCGUCAGAACCGGCCAAGUUCUACUCAGUACCAUCGAAAAUGUACAGUGUGCCCAGUAAGUUCUACUCCGAGCCAGCUAGGGUGUACUCAGAGCCCGCCAAGAUGUACGGACAGCCGGAGAAGGUGUACUCGGAGCCCUCGAAAGUCUACGGACAGCCCUCCAAGUUCUACUCGGAGCCAGCGAAAGUGUACUCGCAACCCUCGAAAGUGUAUGGCGAACCAGCCAAAACCUACUGGCCACAAACACUGACCACAACGGCAGCACCACCACUGCUGAGCAGCACCUCCUCCUCAUCAACCUCCACCAGCACCACCGAGAAAGCACCACUGGCAGCCACCACCACCACCACCACCUUUGUGCCCCUGCGAUCCAGACCACGACCCGCGAUUGUCUCGCGCAUCGCUUUUGGCGAGGCGCAGAGCACAAGCACCACCACAGUAGCCACUCCGAGCAGCACGGCAGCCACGUCCAGCGGCCCGGCAGCCACGCUGGCCAGCAGGGUCACCACAGUGAAGCCUCCCAGAAGCAGCACUUCCGCCAGCAUCAGGCCCACCACUUGGCAGCACCACUAUCACAGCUACAGCCACCAGCCAGCACAGCCGGCGCAUCCAACGCGCCGCGUACUCUUCAACUUGGAUAAAUUGCCUUAUGAUUUAUUGAAUGCACCGCAGCCGCAUCCACUGGAGCCCAUUUUAUCGAAGCACUCAGGUCCGAGCCACUACCACCACCAGCAACAUCAGCAGAAGCAGCAGCAACAGCAGCAGCAGCAACAGCAUCUGCAGCAACACGAACCGCAACAGCAACAGCAACAGCCAAGUCCAUGCUGGGAGCAACAGCGUCAGCAUUCAUCACCGCCGCAUCAACAUUCUAAUCAAAAUGCCAAAGGAUUGCCCAAUAGAGAUCUAGUCAAGUGUGUUUCCAAAUUUGCACACCAACAUGGAGCAGCGGCGUCCGCGGCGGACCCAUCGCCGCCAUCAUCUUCGGGGUCAGGCGGUGGCUAUUCGUACAGCUCCAGCUCGUCCUCCUCGUCCUCCUCGUCCACCUCAUCCAGCUCGGCCACCUCAUCCGCGAAGCAGCAGCCACAUCUGCAGCACUUCACCACCGAGCACCCCGAGCUCUACACUCCGACCUCAGAGCAGAAUUACGAAAUUGAGGAGUCCGUUAGUGUUAUGACAAACGGACGAGCCCACGGACCGCAGGGCGGUGCAGGUGGUGGUGCUGGUGGUGGUGCUGGUGGUGUGGCAGGGAGUGCUGCUGCCGGCGGUGGGGCAGUGGGGCAAGUCACAACGCCAGCCAGUCCAGUGCCCCAAUCGAGCACCACCGCCAGCCCAAGUCGUGGCAUCAACAGAGGACGUGGCUCGGUGGUUUACAAUGCAAAUGCCAACGAUUAUUCAGAUGGCGAUGAUGAUGGCGAUGCAGGCGGGGAUGGGGACUCGGGAUCAGAGGGCCAGGGUGGCCAGGGUGGCGGCACCGAUGCGGCCUCCGAUGACGAAGACAAAGUGGCCUACGUGGUCGAGGGACGCAACUACCGAAAGUACCGGGUGGAGGAGAAGACCGACGACGGCUUCAUCGUCGGCGAGUACGGAGUGGUGGACCACAACGAUGGAAACCUGUGGGGAGUGCGUUACACCGCCGACUCCACCAUCAAUCGCAGUCUGAUACAGAAGGCGUUGCUCACGUUUCUGAAGCUCAAGUAGGGCCCAAAUGGUCAGGCUCCACUCGGGAAAGCACUCGCAAUGGAGCGAGGAGAGUCGCCAGUAUGCAGGGAAAUCUUUGGAAAGUACAGGGAUGCUUAGGAAAACACUAACUAAGACAAACCGUCUUGGAACUUGCAAUCGAGAAGGUCUAGAUGGUUAAAAAUAUUGGAAUUACUAGAAAUAUUCAAACUUUUUAAGUUAAGCGAAGCCUAGCAAACAAUUAUUUGCUAAGAAACCUAUUUGGUUGACUAUCAAACAAUUAUUUGCUAAGAAACCUAUUUGGCUGAUUAAGUUUUACAUUGCUUAAGUUGUAAACCCUAAUUUUAGUUGUAAAACGAAAACGCAGAUAUGUGGCGACUUUCCAAAUGCAUAUGGGUGAUUUCCCGAGUGUCAAAAUACAAGAACCCCGCACUUCCCCACUGAAGAGACAGCUGCAAAGGCAUUCACAUGUGAUCCAAGUCGUAUUGUAGUUAGCGUAGACAACCUAAACCUAGAUAGAUAAACCUAGAUAGAUGUACUAGAACGUAGCCACUAGUUGAGUUCCCACGAGAUCAGUGUGUGUGUGUGUGUUUAGUCAGUAAACGAAUUUUGUUUAAUGUUUAGUUAAUGUUUUAAUUAAUUUAUUGUAGUUGUUGGUAUUGUAAUUGUAACCGCAAAUCCGAGCCUAAUUUAUUCAGCCGACCAGCACACCCGAAAUUCCGCAGAACUAUAGCAACUUGCCAUAAAAUCCGAGCACCUACCAGCAUUAAGAACGAGCGAAAAACUAUCCUAA